AUUCCUUUUAAUCCUUUUUGUUAAUGCCAGUGUUUAAGGCUACUAAACCCAUCUGAUCUGAAGUUUAAAAAGCAGAGUUGUUCCAUUUCCAGAAAGAAGUCUUGCAAAUCAAAGCCACGAGCUUUCGCUUCUCCCACCGGAAAGUCUCUUCCUUUAUUCCCUUAACUCGAUCUUGGCCUUUUCGUGUCUCUGUCUUGUUUUGAUUAUCAGUUAAUAUCACAAGUGGGUUUCCCUUCAAUGGCUGGGAACGAUGAAGUUAAUCUCAUUGAGAGCAGAACAGUGGUUCCUCUCAAUACAUGGGUUCUAAUCUCAAACUUCAAACUAGCCUACACUCUCCUCCGUCGACCAGAUGGAACCAUAAACCGACACUUAGCCGAGUUUCUUGACCGUAAAGUCACCGCAAACGCCAACCCUGUCAACGGAGUUUUCUCAUUCGAUGUCAUAAUAGAUAGAAGUAUCAAUCUCCUAAGCAGAGUCUACAGACCAGCUUAUGCAGAGGGACCUAGACCUAGUGUGUUAGAUCUCGAGAAGCCAGUAGAUAGCGAGGUUGUCCCUGUUAUAUUAUUCUUCCAUGGAGGCAGCUUCGCUCACUCCUCAGCCAACAGUGCUAUCUACGACACGCUUUGUCGCAGACUCGUUGGUGUAUGCAAAUGCGUUGUUGUCUCAGUGAACUAUCGCCGAGCACCAGAGCAUCCUUACCCUUGUGCUUACGACGAUGGCUGGAUUGCUCUCAACUGGGUCAGCUCAAGAACUUGGCUCAAGUCCAAGAAAGACUCAAAGGUUCAUAUCUUCUUGGCGGGAGAUAGUUCAGGAGGGAACAUAGCUCAUAACGUGGCUUUAAAAGCGGGUGAAGCGGGUUUAAUAAACGUUUUGGGAAACGUUUUGCUUAAUCCUAUGUUUGGUGGAGAGGAGAGGACUGAGUCUGAGAAACGUUUGGAUGGGAAGUACUUUGUGACGGUUAGAGAUCGUGAUUGGUAUUGGAAAGCUUUUUUGCCUCAAGGGGAAGAUAGAGAGCAUCCUGCUUGUAACCCGUUUAGUUUGAGAGGGAAGAGCUUACGAGGGUUGUGUUUUCCUAAGAGUCUUGUGGUUGUGGCGGGUUUGGAUUUGAUUCGAGAUUGGCAGUUAGGUUAUGUUGAAGGGCUUAAGAAAGCUGGUCAUGAGGUUAAGCUUAUGCAUUUGGAGAAAGCUACUGUUGGGUUCUACCUUUUGCCUAAUAACGUUCAUUUUCAUAAUGUUAUGGAUGAGGUUUCUGCGUUUGUAAACGCGGAAAAUUGA
Molecule: messenger RNA, 1275 nt
Organism: Eruca vesicaria subsp. sativa (arugula)
Lineage: Eukaryota; Viridiplantae; Streptophyta; Magnoliopsida; Brassicales; Brassicaceae
Source: the annotation of a GenBank genome assembly